AUGCCAUUGACACCAACUCACAAUUAUUUUUUACAGGGUGACCAUGUUUGGGUCGAUCCGCAAACCGGCAGUGAGUUCAAUGUUGAAAUUGGUGCUCGCGUGGUUGCUACGCAAACCGGACAAAUUAUUUUAACUGAUGAUAAUGAACAAGAACUUAAAUUCCCUAUACAAACUAAAUUCCGUUUAAUGCACAUCACUUCUAUCGAAGGCGUCGAUGAUAUGAUUCUAUUGGGUGAUCUGAAAGAAUCUGCUAUACUUCACAAUCUUCAUAUGCGAUAUAAACAAAAUCAUAUUUAUACUUAUACAGGAUCAAUUUUAGUAGCUGUUAAUCCAUAUAAAUUAUUAAAUAUUUAUAAUAUUGAAAAUAUUCGUCAAUAUUCUAAUAAAAAAAUCGGUGAACUACCGCCACAUAUUUUCUCCAUUGGUGACAAUGCAUACUGGAGUAUGCAACGUUAUCAACAUGAUCAAUGUAUUAUCAUAAGUGGGGAGAGUGGCAGUGGAAAAACUGAAUCAACAAAAUUAAUUCUUCAAUUUUUGGCUGCUACUAGUGGUCAACAUUCAUGGAUCGAACAACAAAUUCUUGAUGCUAAUCCUAUACUUGAAGCUUUUGGUAAUGCCAAAACUGUACGUAAUGACAACUCGUCUCGUUUUGGAAAAUAUAUUGACAUACAUUUUGAUAAACGUGGAACUAUUGAAGGAGCAAAAAUCGAACAAUAUCUAUUAGAAAAAUCUCGUAUUGUAUCUCAGGCUCGUGAUGAACGAAAUUAUCAUGUCUUUUAUUGUUUGUUAUCGGGAAUGUCGAAAGAAGAAAAAAAAUCGUUAGAUCUAACUGCCGCUAGCGAUUAUGUUUAUCUAAAUCAGCUUGAUGGAACUAUUUAUUGUGAUAGUAGAGAUGACGCAAAAGAAUGGUCAAUAAUCAAAAGUGCUUGCAAAGUGUUAAUGUUCAGUGAUGAAGAGCUACAUGACAUAUUUCGAUUAUUAGCAGCUAUUUUACAUUUAGGAAAUUUAAAAUUUGAAGCUACAACCACUCAAAAUAUGGAUACAUGUGUCGUAUCCAAUACAAAUAUCCUUCGAAUUAUUUCAAGAUUGCUCAAACUUGAUGAACAUGGCCUUAGCGAAGGCCUAUCAAAACGUACCCUACUUGCUCAUGGCGAAGCUGUUAUUACUCCACUUACUCAGGAACAAGCGUUUGAUAUUCGUGACGCAUUUGUUAAAGGAAUAUAUGGCAAAAUGUUUAUCUGGAUUGUUGAUAAAAUCAAUUCAACAAUCUAUAAACCCAAAGAAGCAGCAGCAUAUAGAAAAAGCCUUGGAAUCUUAGAUAUCUUUGGUUUUGAAAAUUUUCAACGAAAUAGUUUUGAACAAUUGUGCAUAAAUUAUGCCAAUGAAAAUCUACAACAAUUUUUUGUGCAUCAUAUAUUUAAACUUGAACAAAAAGAGUACGAUAAUGAACACAUCAAUUGGAAACAUAUAUCCUUUGAAGAUAAUCAGACCAUACUUGAUUUAAUAGCAAUUAAAUCUAUGAAUAUCAUCGCUUUGAUCGAUGAAGAAAGUCGUUUUCCGAAGGGGACAGAUCGUUCCCUAUGUGAUAAACUUCAUGUCAAUCAUGGGAAAAAUGAAAAUUUCAUUCCGAGAAAAACUGACAAUGCUAUCCGUUUUGGUAUUCGACAUUUUGCCGGUCAUGUUUAUUACGAUUGUGACAAUUUUCUCGAGAAGAAUCGUGAUACAUUUAGUCAAGAUCUAAUGAAAUUAUUACAAGAAACAAAAAGUGAAUUUUUGAGAAAUCUAUUUAUCAAUGAAAGUCAAAUCGGAACUGAAACACGAAAACGAGCACCAACACUUGGCGCACAAUUUAAAAAAUCACUUGACUUACUGAUGAGUACAUUAUCGGCAUGUCAACCAUUUUUUGUUCGUUGCAUUAAACCAAAUGAAUAUAAAGCAUCGGAUAAUUUCGAUCGUAUAUUAGUUUGUCGACAGUUACGCUAUUCGGGCAUGAUGGAAACAAUUAGCAUUCGACGAAAAGGUUAUCCAAUACGACAUUUAUUCCGAGAUUUCGUUGACCGAUAUCGAUUAUUGGCACCUGGUAUUGGACCAUCGCAUCGCGAAGGAGAUUGCCGAGCAGCUGCUGAGAAAAUCUGUAAAACAGCUUUAGCGAAUCAAGAUUUUCAAAUUGGUAAAACAAAAGUUUUUCUCAAGGAUGCACAAGAUGUUUUUCUUGAGCAAGCUCGUGAAAAAGUAAUGGCACGAAAAAUUCUCAUAUUACAAAAUACAAUUCGUCAAUGGAUAGCUCGUCGACAAUUUCUUGCUUUACGUGAAAGUGUUCUUCUCAUUCAACGCUACUCGAAGAGUUACCGCGAUGCUAGACGUUUUCAAAUUAUGUCCAAUGGUUUUACACGUCUACAAACACAGUUUCAUACUCGCAUGUUAACACUGCGUUAUUCGAUUUUACGUUCACGCAUACUCAAUCUUCAACGCUUUUGUCGCGGCUAUCUUGCUCGUCAAAAUUAUAAAAGAAAAGUAAAUGCAAUACUUAUUUUACAAUCCGAAGUUCGACGUCAUAUUGCGCAAAAGCAGAUGCGUCGAUAUCGUAUCGAAUCAAAGAUGUUCCGUGAAGCUGAACAAGAACGAUAUGAAGAAGAAAAACGUUUGAUACCAACACUAGGCGCUAAACGUGCGAAAGAAGAAGCUGAGAAAAAAUAUCAAGAACGACUAAAGAUUCUUCAACGUGAAAUUCACGAGCAAGAACGUCUCGAACAGCAACGUGCAAAAGAAAAACGUUUGUUAAUGGAACGAAAAAACCAUCCAGACGAUAAUGAUUUGUUUAAUACUUUGUUUCCAUCAACUGGCGAUGAACGAAGCAAGCCAAUACAUCGUCCACCGACUUCGACAACUGGUGGUAUGCAAUCCACAUUAGGCAAUAUGCCUGAAUCCUUGGAUAACGUCGAACGAAUCGAUAAACCAUUACCGUUACCAUAUCAAGAUGAAGACUUGAAGGAAUAUACAUUCGCAAAAUUUGCUUCAACUUAUUUUCAAGGCAAUGCGACACCGUCGUUUACUAGGAAAACUCUUAAACAGCCAUUAUUAGCAAUUAAAUCGGAACGAGAUCAACUGGCUGCAUUGGCUAUCUGGAUCACAAUCCUUCGAUUUAUGUGCGAUUUACCCGAUAUUCGUACGCCCAAUGUUUUACAAAAAAAACAAUCAGUUAUGAACAAAAUUCAUUCCACACUCGGUAGGAAAUUCAAUAAAAAAGAUUUAGAAGAAGCACAAAAAUUAAACGAAGCCAUCGAUAAUCAACCUGCAUUAUCACCACCAGAUAAUUCAUUAUCCAUGCAAACAAAUAAUAGUACAUCGCCAACAUCAACUAAGCCAACAUCACGUUCGGUUAAACAAAAAUUAGUUAACAUGACAUUGAAACGAAAAUCAAAAUUAUCUACGGAUGUCGCUAUGACACGUUUGAAAGAUUUAGAUCUACUAAGUACAUCACAACAAAUCAAACUAUCUGGUAUGAAUCCAUUUCUAGAAGAUCGACCAACAUCGAAUUUAGAAAAAUUACAUUUCAUCAUUGGCCUCGGCAUUCAUGUUGCUGAGCUACGCGAUGAAAUUUAUUGUCAAAUAUGUAAACAAUUAACAUCAAAUCCAUCGUCACAAUCAAUUGCACGUGGCUGGAUUUUACUUUCAUUAUGUGUCGGUUGUUUUGCUCCGUCGACGAAAUUAAUUAAAUAUUUACAAAAUUUUAUUUUAAAUGGCCCAAGUGGUUUUCCACGAUAUUGUUAUGAACGUUUAGCAAGAACUAUAAUGAAUGGACUUCGUACACAACCACCAUCAUGGCUUGAAUUGCAAGCUACAAAACAUAAAGAACCAUUAUUACUUCAAAUAACAUUCAUGGAUGGUAGUUCUAAAGCAUUAAAAGCUGACUCGGCUACAACAGCUCGUGAACUAUGUGAUUUAUUAGCUGAAAAAAUUAAUUUAACAGAUAAAUUUGGUUUUUCAUUAUAUAUUGCAUUAUUCGAUAAAGUGUCUUCGCUUGGCUCGGGCAUGGAUCAUGUCAUGGAUGCUAUAUCACAAUGUGAACAAUAUGCUAAAGAACAAGGAACAUUAGAAAAAAUUGCACCAUGGAGAUUAUUUUUUCGAAAGGAAAUCUUUGCUCCAUGGCAUAAUCCACAGGAUGAUCCAGUAGCAACAAAUUUAAUCUAUCAACAAGUUGUACGUGGUAUUAAAUUUGGCGAAUAUCGUUGUGAAAAGGAUGAUGAUUUGGCUAUGAUAGCUGCUCAACAAUAUUUCAUUGAAUAUGGCCAAGAAAUGCAUGUCGACCGUUUACGUGAAUUACUUCCUCAUUACAUUCCCGAUAGUCAACUUGUUCAAAAUAAAGCCACAGAACGUUGGUUACAAAUAAUAAUUCACGCUCAUAAACGAUAUUUUACUAAUCCAAAAGAUUCCGUAUCUGUUCUACGUGUUAAAGAAGAUGUGGUUAAUUAUGCACGAUUUAAAUGGCCAUUAUUAUUUUCACGUUUUUAUGAAGCCUAUAAAUUUUCCGGGCCAACACUACCGAAAAAUGAAGUUAUUAUUGCUGUUAAUUGGACGGGUGUUUAUGUUAUUGAUGAUCAAGAACAAGUUUUACUUGAAUUAUCAUUUCCUGAAAUAACUCAAAUACUCAGUAGUAAAUCGACAUCGAGACAACAGAACAAUAGUUUCACAAUAGUAACAAUUAAAAAUGAAGAAUAUACAUUUACAUCGAAUAAUGCGGAUGAUAUACGCGAUUUAAUUAUUAAUUUCUUAGAAGGUCUUAAACGAAAAUCGAAAUAUGUUGUUGUUAUACAAGAUUACGAACCGCAAGGACAAGGUUUAGCUAUACGUCGUGGCGAUGUUAUUAUAUUAGAAGAACAAACACGUGCCAAUGUCUCAGGUUACUUAUUUGGUUAUAACGAACGUACAGGCGCAACAGGUGAAUUUCCGAGUGAAUGCGUUUAUGUUCUGCCAACACUAUCGAAACCACCACAAGAAAUUCUACAAAUAUUUACAUUACAAUGGUCCGAUGAUAAUCAACAGAAACUGCAAAAUGAACAUUUAUUUUCGGGCUUCUCGGUCAGCGGAAAUAACAAUGGAGAAUUUUUACCUGAACAAGGUCAUACAUUAGAAAAAUAUGCUGAAACAAAUUUUCGUGUACCACCUAAACGUUCAUGGUCGAAUACAUUUGCACGACGUGGUGGCUUGAACACUGGCGGAGAUCGUCUAUGGGCAUUUCAAAAAGAACCCUUGAGACAACCAUUGCUGAAAAAAUUACAAGAAAAAUUAGAACUCAGUGAAGAAGCUUGCGCUUGCUUUAUGAACGUUCUUAAAUAUAUGGGCGAUUAUCAAAGCAAUAUACGGCGUCGAGCAACUAAUGAGCUAACCGAUGCAAUCUUCGACCCGGCACUUAAACAUGAAAUUUUGAAAGAUGAAGUCUAUUGUCAAAUCAUUAAACAAUUAACCGACAAUGGACAUCAAGCAAGUGAAUCUCGUGGUUGGGAAUUGAUGUGGCUAGCAAGUGGAUGUUUUGCGCCAAGUGCUGUUCUACUUCGCGAAGUUAAUCUAUUUCUACGUUCAAGAAAACAUCAAUUAGCUGCCGACUGUUUUGCUCGAUUACAACGAACGCUGAAAAAUGGUCAACGAAAACAUCCACCACAUCAAGUUGAAGUUGAAGCCAUUCAGCAUAUGACAACACAAAUUUAUCAUAAAGUUUAUUUUCCUGACGACACAUCCGAAGCAUUCGAAGUUGAUUCAUCGACGCGUGCAAAAGACUUCUGUAAAAAUGUUGCUGAUCGACUCAAAUUGCAAUCAAGCGAAGGAUUCAGUUUAUUUGUUAAAAUUCUUGAUAAAGUUAUUAGUGUACCCGAAGGAGACUUCUUCUUUGAUUUUGUUCGACAUUUAACUGAAUGGAUUAAAAAAACGAAACAACGUGAAGAUCCACCAAAAUAUACCUAUCAAAUAUUUUUUAUGAGAAAACUAUGGACUAAUGCUAUACCCGGAAAAGAUCGAAUGGCUGAUAUUAUCUUUCAUUAUCAUCAAGAAUUGCCCAAAUUAAUUCGUGGUUAUCAUAAAUGUUCCAUUGAUGAUGCUGUUCAACUGGCCGCUUGUAUAUAUCGUGUUCGGUUCGGUGAGAAUGCAGCUCUAUUCGAAAAUAUUCAAUUAAAAGACUUUCUUCCGUCUGAUCUUGUUGACAAACUUCCUUAUGCUGACUGGCGAAAGCGUAUCAUGAGUUCUCAUGCCGAAUCACAUAGUUUGACAUCUGAAGAUGCGAAAACAAAAUUUCUUAAAAUUCUCUAUCAAUGGCCGACAUUCGGUUCUGCAUUUUUUGAAGUGAAGCAAACAUCUGAUCCAACUUAUCCUGAACAAUUAUUAAUAGCAAUUAAUAAAAACGGUGUAAAUUUAAUUCAUCCUAAAUCCAAAGACCUACUAAUUACGUAUCAAUUUACCAGCAUCUCAAAUUGGUCUAGUGGAAAUACUUAUUUUAAUAUGACGGUGGGUGACAUUGUUCGAGGUACUCGUUUAUUAUGCGAAUCCCCAUUAGGUUAUAAAAUGGAUGAUCUACUGACAUCUUAUAUAAGUUUGAUGGUACAAAAUAUGCAUCGUCAAUCAACAAGUGCAUCUUCUUCACGACAAUAA
Rotaria socialis is the source of this 6639-nucleotide messenger RNA. NCBI's taxonomy places the organism in Eukaryota, Metazoa, Rotifera, Eurotatoria, Philodinida, Philodinidae. The record is from the annotation of a GenBank genome assembly.